GUUGGCAACACGAAAAUCUGGCCACAGAUGAAUGAACAGCGAAAUUGAAGUUUGCGUUAAAAGGGAGGAUGGUGUCAGGACUUGUUUAUGUUUUUGUUCCAUUUCUACUUGCAGUUGGAUUACUACGUAAAUAUCGUGAAUAUCAAUGGGGACAAUGCAAGAGCAAAUCGUUUUUGAAUGGUAAAGUUUUUAUUGUCACAGGUGCUAAUUCAGGAAUUGGAAAAGAAACUGUACGUGAAUUAGCUCGUAGGAAGGCGCGUGUUGUAAUGGCUUGCCGUGAUUUGAAAAGAGCAGAAAAUGCAAUUAAAGAAAUUCGGCGUGACGUUUCUUCUGGAGAAUUAAUUCCUAUGCUACUUGAUCUGGAGUCACUUGAGUCUGUUAAAAAAUUUGCUAAAGAAGUUCUCAAGGAUUUUCCUAAAAUUCAUGUAUUAAUCAAUAAUGCAGGACUGUCUGUACCUGUCUCUCAGUGCAGGAAAACGAAAGAUGGAUAUGAAAUCCAUUUUGGUGUUAAUCAUCUGGGUCAUUUUCUGUUGACAAAUCUUUUGCUUCCACGAUUGAAAGAAUCAGCACCAAGCAGAAUAGUUACUGUAUCCUCUAUGUUACAUGAAAAAGGAGUGAUAAAUUUUGACAACUUGAAUGGUGAAAAAGGAUUUGGAGAAGCAACACGACGUAUGAACCCAGCUUAUUGUAACUCAAAACUAGCCAAUAUGCUAUUUAAUGUGGAGCUAUCAAAGAGGAUUAAAGGCAGUGGUGUGGAUUGUCAUGCUUUGUGUCCUGGAUUUGUGUACACAAACCUUUUUAGGUACCAUUACUCAAGUGUGAAGUGGUACCAAUACAUCUUAUUCUCACCCAUUGCAUUGUUCUUCAUGCGGACACCAUCCCAGGGAGCACAAACAACACUUCAUUGUGCCACAUCAGAAGAACUAGAAGGAAAAUCAGGGUUUUUCUUUCGGAACUGUGAUUUUUUUGAGCCCAAAAUGGAAUUUGACUCUUUAGUUGCCACUAGAUUGUGGGAAGUUAGUGAAAAUAUGGUUGAUUUGAAUGAUGACAAAAAUGAAAUGGGAUAAUGUGAUAUGGUUUGAAUCCAUCUGAUUCAGUAGCAGACAUACUCUUCAGGCUGUUAGUAAACAUUUCAUAUAACACUCUUCUUACCCUCAUGAAAAUAGUGCUGUAGGCUCUGAAACCCACAAAUUGUUUGGAAUGAAAGUAUAUGUGUGAAUAUAUCACAAGGCAUAAUUUUGUUUAGGAACUUUAUUCAUUUGACGGGUGUUUGCAGUGGUUUAUUGAUUCAUGUAACAUUUAAUAACAUAAUAUUUAUUAUGGUUUCAUUCUGAAUGUCAGAUUGGUUAGAAACAAUGUAUUUGGAAUGGAUAAGCAAGGAAGGAGUUAUACUGUUCCAAGGUACUUUGUAAAUAAAUUUUGUAAACUGGCAUUUGUUGAGCGUGACAGAUCAAAUAGAGGUGUUUUUUUAUAGCCUUAUGUCAGGAUAAAGGUUUAAAUUAAUCUACAAUUAAUGUAGCAGUAACUGAUAGGUCUUUUAUUGCUCUGAAAUAUAGAGCGUGCUUCCAUUCACAUCAUCUCAUGUGAAAAAUAUUUCUUAGGGUUUCUGUAUUUUUAUUUUUAUUUGGUAACCACAAAAUAUUUUAAAUCUUAAUAUUUUAAAGAGUUAUUUGCAACAAAUAAAUUGCUGAGGUUUUUCUGCUGUGGGUUUUGUUUAAAGUAUUUUGGAAAGGUACACUGCAAGUUAACAUACUGUCUGUAGUAUGAUGUUUAACAUGUUAUAGUAUGGUAAUUAAUUUCAUUCUGAAUUUGUAGUUUAUUGUAGAACAACUGUUGUGAGAGAUCACAACUUUGUUUAAUGAUAUAUGUAUUUUGGAAAUUAUCCUUGUUUACAUUUUUGCAUCUUUCAGACUGUGCAACUGCACAAAUCAAAUAUAAUAUUUAAUGCAAAUAGUGUUGGAGACACUGUACCAAUAAAAUGUGAAAGUUUAUGGUAGGAUGUUUGAGAGAUUAAAGAAAAUAUGUGACCAAG
This is a messenger RNA of Zootermopsis nevadensis, 2032 nucleotides long. Its product is annotated as retinol dehydrogenase 11. The record is from RefSeq and is a predicted model, not a curated record. NCBI's taxonomy places the organism in Eukaryota, Metazoa, Arthropoda, Insecta, Blattodea, Termopsidae.